This is a messenger RNA of Ornithorhynchus anatinus (platypus), 1719 nucleotides long. RefSeq names its product calcium homeostasis modulator 3 (gene CALHM3). Lineage: Eukaryota; Metazoa; Chordata; Mammalia; Monotremata; Ornithorhynchidae. The coding region runs from base 495 to 1508 and encodes 337 amino acids. The transcript has 3 exons. Gene Ontology annotation, molecular function: monoatomic cation channel activity. The record is from RefSeq and is a predicted model, not a curated record.
UAAAGAUAUCAUAAAAAAACAAAAACCACAGGGAGGAGUCCUGGGACUACUCGGAUAGCAACAAGGACAUUUGAAUAGAGAGUUGACUUUUCUCUGGCCACGAGCAUUGACUCAUUUGCCCUCCCACAGCUGCCAGAGGGAAGAUCCACCCUUUGUGCAGGUGAACACCCCCGGGGAGAAGGGGACGGUUGGGUCGGGUACCACACCAGCCUCUCGGAGGGCAGACUGGGGGAGUCAGAGAAGGGGAAUCAAAUCUCUCCUGGAGACACCGGCUUUAUCCUUAGCCCCUCUCUGGCCAGAACCUUUCAGGAAGAAAAGUCAGGCCGAUUUGGCCUCAAAAGUAGUCUCAGAGUGCAAGGGAAUCCAGAAGGACCCAGAGCGCUGCGUUCUCAGCCCGCCUCCCACCUCUAUUCUCCAUAUCAACCGGGCACACCUUGCAGCCUCACCUCGUGCAACCCUACAGACCCCCAGCGGCCUUACCGUCAACAGGAACCAUGGACAAAUUCCGGAUGGUCUUCCAAUACUUCCAGUCCAGCUCGGAGUCGGUGAUGAAUGGGAUCUGUGGGCUCCUGGCCCUGGCCACUGUGAAGAUGUACACCUCCUUCGAAUUCAACUGCCCCUGCCUCCCCAGGUACAAUGUGGUCUAUGGGCUGGGCGUGCUGCUCAUCCCGCCGGCGGCCCUCUUUCUCUGCGGGCUGAUCGUCAACAGGCAGUCUGUGACCGUGAUCGAGGAGUGGAAGAGACCCACGGGGAGACGGACGAAGGAUCUGGGUGUCAUCAGGUACAUGUGCUCCUCCAUCCUGCAGCGAGCCCUGGUAGCCCCCAUCGUCUGGAUCCUGCUCACCCUCCUGGACGGGAAGGGUUUCAUCUGUGCCUUCAGCAGUUCCGUGGAUCCCGAGAAGUUUGUGGACUUCGCCAACAUGACCCCAAGCGAGGUGCAGUUCCUGCUGGCCAAGGUGCCCUGCAAGGAGGACGACCUGGUGCGGAACAGCACGUCCAGGAAGGCCGUGACCAGGUACCUGAGGUGCCUGUCCCAGGCUCUGGGCUGGAGUAUCACCCUGCUGCUCAUCAUGGCGGCUUUCCUGGCCCGCUCCCUCCAGCCCUGCUUCCACCAGGCCACCUUCCUGCAGCGCCGUUACUGGAGCAACUACCUGGACCUGGAGCAGAAGCUCUUCGACGAGACCUGCUGUGAGCACGCCCGCGACUUUGCUCACAGGUGCGUCCUGCACUUUUUCGACAGCAUGCGGAAGGAGAUCAAGGCCCGGGGUCUGAGCAUCAGUCGCGACCAUCAGGGGAAGGAGGAGGGGGAGGGGGAAGGAAAGGAGGACCACCUCCACGGGAUCACCAACCAAGACCAGAUGAACAGACUCUUGGCAACCUGGUACGUCAGCAAGCCCCCGCUGGACAUCACCCAAGCCACCCAGGCCCAUCCCUCUGGGGUUGAUGGGAGUGUCAGGUGGCCUCCCUCUCCGCUGGGCAGGAGAGUCUCCAAGCAGACAGAUGUUUAAAGAGGUCAAAUCCCCGAGGCAGAGGUCCUAGGCAGAGGGAGUUUCUUCUUUAGGAGGGAUCCCAAACUGUACUAGAGAUAGAGGGGCCCCAAGCUUUACCCAAGGCUGCUAAACCCUCAGGAUUAAGCUCUCCAGAGAGUUGUUUUUUCAUUUAAUAAUUACUAUUAUGAUAUUUCUUAAGCACUUACCAUGUGCCAGGCACUGUACUAAG